ACCUAACCUCACUUUAUUUAUAACCUCAAAGAAAUGUUAACACUCAAACUGGCAAAAAAUUUAUAAAAUCAGUGAAUUUUCUCCGAAAAAUGACCGCGAACGAUAAAUUUUCGUUAUACAUUUACGACGGCGACUACGGUUUGCCCUCGAUGCACGUCGACUGUAUAAAAUCCCUACUCUACACAUCGAUCGCCAAAGUGCCCUUACAGAUCAAACUGCUGAACAAUAUAAAGUUAUGUACCUUUUAUAGCGGUCCAUAUUUCGUACAUAAACACUUGUCCUUUGGAGCAUACAGUGAAAUUGUGCCCUACAUAAACACCUUGGGUUAUAAUUUGGAUUUUGAAUUGAACCCGAAGCAGAAAAGUGAGUCUUUGGCCCUGUCGAACAUGGUUCAAAUGAAACUGCGCGGACCAUUAGAGUAUGUGUUCUGGUUGGAUCAAAGAAACUUUGAGGAGUUCACCAGGGUGUGGUUCACGAGGGCCUUACCUUGGCCUUUAAGUAUUUUUUAUAUAAACAGAGCCAAAGAGACUGCCGAGAAUCUCAUCCAGAGCAUGUAUGCCACUGACUGUUCCAUGGAGAUUAUUCGUGAUAAUUUAAGUGCUUUGACCGCAGAAUGUUUGUCAUCCCUGUCGGCCAGACUAGGUACCUUAAGCUACUUCCAUGGAGACUCACCGACUAGCUUGGAUGUUAUUGUUUAUAGCUAUGUGGCCCCUUUGCUUAAAGUGCCUUUUCCAUCAAACAGUAUUAGCAGUUUAGUGUCUGCUUGGCCCAAUUUGGUCAGCUUUGUCAAACGAAUCGAAGCAAAGUAUCUACCGGAAGUACCCAAGGAGUCAAAAUACUUAAAACAUGAAGAACAAACCAAAACCUCUGACGAUGAUGUCUCUUAUGUGGCUAUAUCUUUAUUGACUGUUAGUGCAGUGACUUUGGUUGUCGGGUUUGCAAUGAGCAGAGGGUUUAUAACUUCCAGGAUGUAUUAAAUAAAAAAAAACUAUUGGGGAUGCAUUUAGGAUUUGAAAUUUGUUUGUAUUUAAAUUGCAUUGAUGUAAAAAUGAUUUUUUUUCAAGGAAAUAAAAAUGUGAUUUUGUUAGUUA
Messenger RNA from Anthonomus grandis grandis, 1091 nucleotides. RefSeq names its product metaxin-3. Bases 90 to 977 code for a protein of 295 amino acids. The transcript has a single exon. Lineage: Eukaryota; Metazoa; Arthropoda; Insecta; Coleoptera; Curculionidae. Gene Ontology annotation, cellular component: SAM complex. Gene Ontology annotation, biological process: mitochondrion organization. The record is from RefSeq and is a predicted model, not a curated record.